Phytophthora nicotianae INRA-310 is the source of this 237-nucleotide messenger RNA. RefSeq lists its product as hypothetical. Lineage: Eukaryota; Oomycota; Peronosporomycetes; Peronosporales; Peronosporaceae. Bases 1 to 237 code for a protein of 78 amino acids. The record is from RefSeq and is a predicted model, not a curated record. The transcript is spliced from 2 exons.
AUGCUUGAGCUCAUCUUCGGUAGGGCAAAAAUUAUGGACAUGAUGCUGCACCUAAGAGAAAGUGUUUCGAAGAAGAAAGGCGAGGCGGUCUUCGUCACUGACAAAUCGUCAGUGCCGAAGGUUAUGGGGCUCCUUCACCCUCUGCUGGUGGAGAUGCCAGCUCGUCGCGCCACACACCAAAACGACCAGUUCAUGCGCUCCGUUAAGAGACCAAAUAGCUGUACCGACGACGGUUAG